UCGUUUCGGUGAAAUCAGCUUGCAUUAUUUCUUCACGAAUUUGUUAACAAUGAAGACAUCAUUACUAUUUUUUAACGUCGUCCAAAUUGUUGUGGGGUGCAGCAGAAGGGAGGAAGAUUACCGGACCACGACAACAACGAUCCGGCCCAGAGAUUCUUUGGAUGAGACGAUCUUCUAUUCACCGUGUAUCAUAAGUCUGGAAAUUUUUCUGCAUAAUCUACCCAACUCAACGACCCAGGUUCGAGGGGUGUGUGCAAAUCCGGCCAUACCAGAAAAGAUAUGCUGCGAAAUGCCAUAUGAGACGGAAGUAGUGCGAACAUGGGAUUCGAACGAGGCUCGCUGGACAGAGGAUCACUAUUAUCUGACAAACUCGUGUAAACGGGGAUAUUGUUGUGUCGAUAAGGAGAGGUGGAUUCGGGAUGCGAGUGUGCCCCAAAAAUCUGGAAAUACCUGCAAACCUGGAGGCACUUAAUUUGCAGUAUCUAAGAAACUUUGUUUGUGCGUAAAAAUGUUGUUCUUUUUUUAAAAAACAUUAAUUUUUUUAUAAAGUACGCUAAUUGUCACCGCAUUAAUAUAAUGUUUACAUGUUAUGGAAAUUGUACGUAUUUAUUUACGUAUCUAGAGUAAGAAGUACAUAUUAUAUAAAUAAAUUUAGGGGCCGAACGUGGUUUGGAGUUUUGUUUGGUCAAUUUGAUGUAUGCAAUUAUGCAUGACAUAUGUAAAUACAUCUAAUUUCAUAGUCAAUAUUAGGAAGCUAAAUUGCUAAAUAUGUUGCAUAUACCUAAGUAGUGAAUUAGACAAGAAUACAAAAUAAAUACAUACUUAUUUACCAGCA
Molecule: messenger RNA, 835 nt
Organism: Folsomia candida
Lineage: Eukaryota; Metazoa; Arthropoda; Collembola; Entomobryomorpha; Isotomidae
Exons: 2
Coding region: 50-472 (140 amino acids)
Source: RefSeq, a predicted model, not a curated record